AUGUCUACAAAAGAUUCCGUUGCCAUCUUCCUCAUGUUUUGCUUGCUCAUGAGCACUACGCGUAAGAUACCUGACACCUAGCGAUUUACUAUGAUGAUUUCUUGAUCAUUUACUGGUAUUCUGAUCUACUGUGGACGGCCUUUCUUCAUGCAUGGGUGUCUCUCACAUCAUGUCCUGGCAGUGCAAUGCGGUGCGCAGCAGAAGAUCCUUCCAUUCAGGUGUCAGCCCGGGAAUAAAAUCGACGCCAGAAAAUGUAACGAUCGCUGCGUGGCGAAUUCGUGCAAGGGAGGAGUCUGCCAGCAUCCGGGUGGUGUCGAGGUCUGCCAUUGUUUCUGCUAG
Spirodela intermedia is the source of this 339-nucleotide messenger RNA. NCBI's taxonomy places the organism in Eukaryota, Viridiplantae, Streptophyta, Magnoliopsida, Alismatales, Araceae. The record is from the annotation of a GenBank genome assembly.